AAAAGAUGCAUCAAAGAGUUCUGAAGCUAGAUGGAUACAAACUGUGUUAAAGUCUGGUACACUCAGUGAUAAAAUGGCUGCCCUAACAUUGUUAAUACAAGAAUCACCAAUACAUAAUUUGAAUUCAUUAGAAUCAUUAGUAAAUAUGGCAAGGAAGAAAGGGAAAAGAGAGUGUAUCUUAGCCACAGAAACAUUAAGUGAAUUGUUUUUAACUGAAAUACUGCCAUCUAACAGAAAGUUAGUCAAGUUUUCUAAAAAUCCAGCAUUAAUAUCAGUAGUAGAGAAUAUGCCUGGUGAGAAAGAUAUGGUAGAUAAAAAAUUGAUAUUAUGGUUUUAUGAAUCCCAAUUAAAAGAUAUAUAUUCUAGUUUCCUCAAAGCAUUAGAUACAAUGUCACAUGAUACAGUCUUGUCACCUAAACAGAAAGCAGUCACUUCAAUAUUUAAGUUAUUAACUCACAAACCAGAACAAGAAAAUGUAUUGUUACCACUUCUCGUAAAUAAGUUAGGUGAUCCUGAUUACAAAUUAGCUUCUAGAGUUUCUCAUCACUUGACUAAACUAGUUGAAGAACAUAGUCAAAUGACAAUGGUUGUACUACAAGAAGUAGAAAGAUUACUGUAUAGACCAAAUAUUAGUACUAAGGCUCAAUACUAUGCAAUGUGUUUUUUAAGCCAAAUAGUAUUAUAUAUUGAUGAUAAAGAAUUAGCUAAGAAACUGAUUGACUUAUACUUUUCUUUUUUUACUAUGUAUGUAAAGAAAGGUGAAGUAGAUAAUAAAAUGAUGAGUGUUUUAUUAACUGGUGUUAACAGAGCUUAUCCUUAUGCUAAAGUUGAUGAAAAGUACAUAACUGACCAAAUGAAUAAUCUACAUAAAGUUGUACAUAUUGUUAAUUUUAAUACUGGUUUACAAGCGCUAAUGUUAUUGUAUCAAAUUAUGGAUGCUUCUGAAAGUAUAUCAGAUAGGUUUUAUGUAGCCCUAUAUCGUAAACUAGCAGACCCAGCAUUAAAAACCUCCUCUAAACAAACUAUGUUUUUAAAUUUACUGUAUAAAGCAAUGAGAAGUGAUGUCGCUGACAAGAGAAUCAAGGCAUUUGUUAAGAGAUUAUUACAAGUAUGUUCCUAUCAGUCAGCCCAGUUUGUAUGUGGUGCUCUAAUCUUGGUGUCAGAAAUAUUACACGAAAAACCUGGUUUACUCAAUUUAAAUUGUACUGCUGAGGAUUCUGAUGAUGAUGAACAUUAUGAAGAUUUACCUGAACCAGAAGAAUUUAAGACAACACAUUACCAUAGUGAAAGUGAAGCAGCUAUGUCUGAAGGUGAAAUAGAUCUUGGUGAUCAACAAUCUUCUUGGCUCCAUAGAAAAAAUCUUAACACUCAAACUGAUAAAACAACUUACGAUCCAUUUUACCGUAAUCCACUAUAUUGUCGUGCUGAUACUGCUUGUAUAUGGGAAUUACAAAAAUUAACAUCUCACUUUCAUCCUUCAGUGGUAGUGUUUGCCAAUAAUAUACUUAAGGGUGCUAAAAUAAAAUAUAGUGGUGAUCCUUUACAAGAUUUUACACUUAUCCGUUUUCUAGAAAGAUUUGUUUAUAAAAAUCCCAAGAAAGUUGAUGAAAAAGAUAUAGAAGAUUCCUCUAAAUCAGUGAGUAGAUUCCGUUUAAAGCCCUCACUACCAUCUGGUGUACGAAAAUUACGUGUUAAUGAAGCUGCCUAUAUUGCUAAAGAUGAAAAGAAAAUUCCUGCUGAUGAAAAGUUUUUUCAUAGAUAUUUCCAACAGCAAGUAAAAUUAGGUAAAAAAUUGAAGAAAGGUGAUGAAGAUGUAGAAGAUGUUAGUGAUGAUGAGUUCGAAGCAUUUUUAGAUAACUUCGAAAAACAAGCUGAUCCUAAAGAUGUGUUUAUGAAGAAAGAUCUGGAUUUAGAUUUUGCAGGAGAAUUUAGCAAGAAGAACAAAAAGAAGAAGCAGCAGGAUGAUAACAGUAGUGAUGAUGAUUUGGAUGAUGAUGAUGAAGAUUUAUCUGAUGAAGAACCAGAAUUUGAUGAAGAUGAGAUGAAAUCAGCUUUUAAAGAAUUUAAUGCUAAUGGUGAUGAUGUAGAUUUUGAUGAGGAAGAUGUUGCCUUCUCAGAUUCUGAUGAUGACAAAAGCUCAAGUAAGAAAAGAAAAGCAAAAGUAGAUGAUGACGUCUUAGAUAAAGAUUUCCUUUCAUCAGGAAGAAAGAAAAAGAAGAGUAAAGAAGUAGCAGAUCUAUAUGCAGCAGCAGAUGAAUUCUCCAGUAUAAUAGAUAGUAAUAUGGAUAAUGUUGAUAUAGAAACACUUGGUUCUCAAGCUUUAUCUAACACAGCUAAUAGUGAUGUGAAGCAAUUGAGAUGGGAAAUUAAACGAGAUAAAUGGAUUCACGAUAAAGAUUGGAAAUCAAAGAAAAGGCAAAUGAAAGAAAAAGGGGGAAGGAAGAAUUAUGCCUCUAAACCAAAGUCAAGUGGAACAUUUAAAAAAGAAAGUGGAAAGAUGAAACAUAAAAGGAAAUAAAAACCAUCCUUUCAUCAUGAUUGUAAAUUACCUUAUUAAAUUGAACAUCAAAUUGUC
Molecule: messenger RNA, 2575 nt
Organism: Lottia gigantea (owl limpet)
Lineage: Eukaryota; Metazoa; Mollusca; Gastropoda; Lottiidae
Exons: 22
Coding region: 74-2518 (814 amino acids)
Cellular component (GO): nucleus
Source: RefSeq, a predicted model, not a curated record